Heterostelium album PN500 is the source of this 330-nucleotide messenger RNA. RefSeq lists its product as uncharacterized. Bases 1 to 330 code for a protein of 109 amino acids. Lineage: Eukaryota; Evosea; Eumycetozoa; Acytosteliales; Acytosteliaceae. The record is from RefSeq and is a predicted model, not a curated record. The transcript has a single exon.
AUGAAUAAAAAUAAUGAAACAGACACUCAAGAUAUAAAAAGAUCUCUAAAGGAACUAGAUAAUAAUUUAUUUCAACCAACUUUAAAUAUUCCAACAUACACAGAAAUGGGCGCCAACGCCGAACAAAACAAUAUUUUAUAUUAUAUAGAAUUCGAUCAAGAAUUAGAUAAUUAUGAAAGAUUAUUUGGAAGUGGAAUGACCCUACAGAAAUAUUUAAAUUUAGAGCCAGAGGAGCAAAUUAAAUAUUUAUCAUCUAUUUUUAAAUUAAGUCUUGAAAAUGAAUUCAAGAAAAAAGAGAAUGAUAUAUUUAUUUCAAGCAAUACUCCCUAA